AUGCAAGAGUGCACGAAAGACCUAGACAUUAUAAACAGCAUACUGGAAGAUUCAGGGAUACUCAGAUACAACGCGAUCAAGAACAGAUUUAAAAACGAGUACGUGGACUCCCCAACUCUUCUCUGUUUCUACAAAAGAACACAGCCCAAGGACACAGGAACUACGGCAAUCGACAUGUACAGGACAAAUCUCCAGAAACUCCGCAGGAAAAUAGAAGAAAGAAGAGUGAAAAUAACUGAAACAACAGUGAACGGCGUGCUCUCCCAGGAAGUAACAGAAUGCAGCACGAUAAAAAACGAAGAAAUAAUACAGACCGUGAGCCCAAACGGCACAGCCACUCCUCUCAUCGUCAACACAGUUCCAAUAAAAGACAUUAGCAUAGACAAUGUCAGCUCUCUAGACGACUUCCGGUAUGCUUCCAUAUCAGGAUCUGCCUUUGUGAACCAAAAUAAGAAGAAAUAUGCAGCAGACUUAAAACUGGAAGGAAACAUCCUUACAACCACCAUAACAGACAGAAAAAAGAAAACACAGAGCGUGGUCAAUGUUGAUGUCACACUUGCAAAAAUGUUUCUGGUGAUUAAAAAUAGUAGUUCGUUCCUCGGGUGCUUCAAGAAGCCCACCAGACACAUCCACAUAAACAAGGAAGUGGAAAUUGUGAACGUAACCGCAGGGAAAAUAACAGAAAUCAUUCUGAAGAACAUAAACACAGGAGUCUUCAGCAAAGAGUACCUGAAAACUCUUGAGUUCUCGAUCCAGGAUACAUACAACAGUACAAUAUCCUACGAAAUAAAUAGCUGCGAGGAAUUCAUCCGGUGGCUUCUGGUCAUAAAAACACGAAUGCACACUGUAGAUAAAUGGAACAAGGACGAACUUCUCGAGUCGAUAAGAAGAUAG
Messenger RNA from Nematocida minor, 894 nucleotides. RefSeq lists its product as uncharacterized. Bases 1 to 894 code for a protein of 297 amino acids. The transcript has a single exon. The record is from RefSeq and is a predicted model, not a curated record. NCBI's taxonomy places the organism in Eukaryota, Fungi, Microsporidia.